This is a messenger RNA of Candoia aspera, 3613 nucleotides long. It is a transcript of the gene RAPGEFL1, whose product is annotated as Rap guanine nucleotide exchange factor like 1. The coding region runs from base 869 to 2773 and encodes 634 amino acids. The transcript is spliced from 15 exons. Gene Ontology annotation, molecular function: guanyl-nucleotide exchange factor activity. Gene Ontology annotation, cellular component: plasma membrane. Gene Ontology annotation, biological process: positive regulation of GTPase activity; Ras protein signal transduction. NCBI's taxonomy places the organism in Eukaryota, Metazoa, Chordata, Lepidosauria, Squamata, Candoiidae. The record is from RefSeq and is a predicted model, not a curated record.
GGGAGAAAGAAGGGAGGCUGCCGAUUCGCGACUCUUGCUUCGUUUUACGCCGGGAAAUACGAAGCAGAAGGAAGGGGUAGAGCCGAGAACAGCCCCCGCCUGCAAACUCCCCUGCAGAGAGGCAGGCUCCAGCCCACGCUCCUGCUGCUUACAGUGGCUGCCUCCCCCGCUGUCAUGAGCAUCCAUAAAGGAGGAUCCCGCCUGCAGCAGCAACAGCCUGGCGAAUAGAGAGCGUACGAGGCGCACGGAGUGGGAAAGGCGAGGGAGACGAGGCUGCAGUGUGGCGGUGGUGGCGGCGGCGGCGGCGGCGGCGGCGGGGAGAUCCGGCUUGCAAACGUAGACCCCCUCAUCGACUCCGGGAAAGCCCUGCCGCGGUUGAGGGCGCACGCCUCUCUGCGCUUAGGACAGAAGCGGGGGAGGCAGGCAGUGAAUCCUUGCAAAGAGAUUAGCCAGCUUCACGCGCUGAGGUGGCCAGAAGAGAAGGCUAGACAGUCGCCUCCCUUCCUGCCCUUUAGCAACUCGGGGGUCAGGCAGACCAGGCCCAUCAGGGACGUCUCGAAUAGCUCCCGCCGUUGUGAGAAGCAAGCCCGAAAGACUCCGCGUAUUCUCCUCUCCAAUCCCUUUCCACGCUCAGUGAGAUUGUCCCAAGCUGCGCCCCCACCAAUUUCAGUCCCAGAUCUUGCCCCUUCGCCAACAUCGUGUAUAGCCAUGACUGUCUGACCACGCACCUCCCCGUUAACUCCCUUCAGCACGCGAAGUGGGGCACCCCUGAUCUCCCGUUUUGGCCUAGGCUGAGAAGGGCGCAUUGGAUCAACCCUCGUCCUGGGGCCCUGCUGCGCCCUUGGGUGCCCCCGCAGUGGCCGGUGGGAUGAAGCCUUUGGAGAAAUUUCUGAAGAAGCAGGGCUCUCACUUGGCCGCCCGGGCUGUUCCUGGGUCCGGGGGGCAGCUGUCUCGCAGGCAAAGCGUCUCCAAAAUCCUCCUGCCUGGAUUUCUUAAGGAGCCGCCUGAAGAUCUGACGGAAGGAGGCGCGGAAACCACGGGCGAUGGCCGCUGGCUGGAGCUGCGGCCCCCCGAUUCCGCGCUGCGCUCCCCAACCUCCUUCUCGUCGGAGGAGCUCUCCCCAGGAGGUGGCGGAGGAGGCGAAACCCAGCUCAGUCCCGAGUCGGUGCCUACCUGCUGCUGGGUCCCGUUGGCAGAGCCGGAAAACCCUGAUCGCUUAGUGGGGAGGGUGCUGGAGAGGCUGGGAGGGGACCCGACAGCCCCCCACGGACACGGCUGUGGAGCCGACAUCCUCCUAGAUGACAUUGUCCUUACCCAUUCACUGUUCAUGCCCACGGAGCAGUUCCUGCAUCAGCUGUACCAACACUUCAUGACGGCAUCAGCAAUCCCGUCACCACCAUGUUGGAAAGAAGAUGAAGCUGUGCACCGGAAGCGAGCAGUUUUGAUAAUUUUACUGCACUUCCUUGAGACGUUCAAGGGGAUCCUGCAAGAAGAAGAGAAAGCUGGCAAAGUCAUCAAGGAUCUGUAUUUGCUGAUCAUGAAAGAUGCAUCCCUCUACCACAAACUGGAAGAUGAAAUCCUGAAAUUACAUCAGCUUGUGGAGACAGUGGAACUCAAAGUGACUGAAGAAACCCACCCGCCCAGCAAACAAGUCAAACCUUUGUUCAGACAUUUUCGGCGCAUUGAUUCAUGUCUUCAGACUCGGGUUGCCUUCCGUGGAUCAGAUGAAAUCUUCUGCCGUGUCUAUAUGCCAGACCACUCCUAUGUCACCAUCCGCAGCCGCCUCUCAGCCUCUGUGCAGGACAUCCUCGCCUCAGUGACGGAGAAACUUCAGUAUUCUGAUGAGCAGCCUACACGGGAGGAAGCUUUCAUUCUGGUGGCUGUUGCAUCAUCGGGAGAGAAAUCUGUGCUACAGCCUAACGAAGAGUGUGUUUUCACUACCUUGGGGAUAAACAGCCAUCUUUUUGCCUGCACAAAGGAUACUUUUCCAUCCCUGGUCCCUCUCCCAGAGGAAAUCCAAGUGUCACCAGGGGACACAGAGAUCCACCGGAUGGAAGCUGAGGAUGUAGCAAAUCACCUGACAGCCUUCCACUGGGAACUGUUCCGGUGUGUCCACGAGCUAGAAUUUGUGGACUACGUGUUCCAUGGUGAACGUGGCCGACGGGAGACAGCCAAUCUGGAGUUGCUGCUGCAACGCUGCAGUGAGGUUCAGCACUGGGUGGCCACCGAAGUGUUGCUCUGUGAAUCUCUAGGGAAGCGGGCUCAUUUGCUCAAGAAAUUCAUCAAGGUUGCUGCAGUAUGUAAACAGCAUCAGGACAUGUUAACAUUCUAUGCUGUGGUUAUAGGACUGAACAAUGCACCUGUCAGUCGUUUGCGCCUCACCUGGGAGAAGCUUCCAGGGAAAUUUAAGAACUUGUUUCGCAAAUUUGAGAACCUCACGGAUCCCUGCAGGAAUCACAAAAGCUACAGAGAAGUCCUGUCUAGGAUGAAGCCACCCAUUAUCCCCUUUGUUCCCCUCAUCCUAAAAGACUUGACAUUUUUGCAUGAAGCUAGCAAAACCUUGGUGGAUGGAUUGGUCAAUGUAGAGAAACUGCAUUCAGUAGCAGAAAAAGUACGGACUAUCAGGAAAUGCCGAAGUCGACCCCUCUGUUUGGAGAUGGAGUCGUCUCCUCAGCAGCUACAGACAAAGGCUUAUGUCCGUCAAUUCCAAGUUAUUGACAAUCAGAAUUUACUUUUUGAACUCUCUCACAAGUUGGAGUCAAACAGCCAGUGAAGUCCCUGCCCAUGGGCAGGCAUUGCUAAAAAAGAAUGUUUACUCUGUGAUACUUGAGCACUUUUUGGAUGUACAGGGGACCCACCUAGGCUUUGCCUUAGUUGGAGAGGCAAGUAUGGAGUCACCAGAUGGCAAGGAUGAAGUGUCUUUGUCAUGGCUGGCCCAAGACACCUUGGUGGAAAAUUGAAAUGGCACCUUGUAAUCCUACCAAUUAGAAUGAGACACAAUCUGCUGGGAAGCUGUCCCACUAGAUUCAUCCAAGAAGUUUUGAUGUCAGAGCUGAAAAACCCAAAUAGCACCUUUUUAGUUGCUUCACAAUACAGUGGAGCAAUUUAAUUGUGUCUUAGCCUCUUGAUCAAACCUCAUGUCAAUUAAUUCAUAUGCAGGAAAGUUUCCUGAAAGAUUGCAGUCUAUUGGUCAGUCUAUCAGUUUUCUACUCUGCUGCCUUUACUGUCAGUCAAAAUACUGUAUUAUCAACUGAGGUGGCCAUCUUAUUUGCCUCAUGGGAAAGCUCCAUAUGACCUCCCUCUUACAGGAUUCUUAGGACAGACAAUGAAAUGUCCAGAAGAAAUGGAACAGCUUUGUGGAGAUCACACUCACCUGUAUUUCUUGGCUGAAGUUUGCACUGGAGAUUGGAACCCUAUUUAUCAAGUUUACCUCUCCAUCAUGAGUAAAUGUAACAAACCCUUGAAAAUUAUAAAUAUUUGAAACAGAUUAAUAAGCUUCCAAUCUCAUGAAUUGGAAAAAGUGCAGUUGCCAGUGGCAGCAUGUACAUAAAUGUCAAGAAGCAUUUAUUUUUUUAUCUUAUAAUACCUUACUAAAAUAUUUCUAUAGUGUUAA